This is a messenger RNA of Rotaria socialis, 1722 nucleotides long. The record is from the annotation of a GenBank genome assembly. NCBI's taxonomy places the organism in Eukaryota, Metazoa, Rotifera, Eurotatoria, Philodinida, Philodinidae.
AUGAGAAGCAGCGUAGACGCAUGUUCUCCAGGAACCUAUCAAACAUUCAUCAAUAAUUCAUCGGCUACAGCUUGUGUUCCCUGUCCUGAUGGAACUUACAAUCCAACUUUUUGGCAGUCGAGCUGCUACAGAUGUCCUACCGGUUCUUAUUGUCCACAUGGAUCAAACACCACAUAUACCUGCCCUUCAGGAACCUAUCAGCCUAUUCAAGGUAGAGCAUCGUCUCAAUCUUGCCUGAACUGCUUGGCUGGUACUUAUAAUCCAUAUACUGGACAGGCAAGCUGCUCUAUAUGUCCAGUCGGCUUUUAUUGCGCUGUAGAUGGAGCGAACGAUACAAACCCGUGCCCUACAGGAACCUACAAACCAGCUACAGGUAGUACAUCAAAUCAAGCUUGUUUACAGUGUCCUAUUGGGACAUAUAGUUCAAACCACGGAGCAGCUACCUGUUUCAAUUGUCCAAGUGGCUAUUAUUGUGAUACAAUCGGAGCGAACACGACGAAACCAUGUCCUGCAGCAACCUAUCAGCCUAUUUAUGGCGCUCAGUCGGCUUAUGCUUGUUUACAAUGCCCUGCCGGGACCUACAACUCAAACCCUGGGCAGUCAAGCUGCUCUAAUUGCCCAAGUGGCUAUUAUUGUACCGUCGGAGCAACCGCUGCGAGGCCGUGCCCAGCUGGAACCUAUCAACCUAUGACACGAGGUAUCUCCGUUCAGGCAUGUUUGAACUGUCCAUCCGGUACUUAUAAUCCAUACCCUGCACAGUCGAGCUGUAACGUAUGUCCAAGUGGCUAUUACUGUGAUGUACGUACGCCAAACACUACAAAACAGUGCCCUUCAGGAACUUAUCAGCCAAGUUCAGGUAGUGUCUCCGCUCUUGCCUGUAUCAACUGUCCAGCUGGAACUUAUAAUCCAUCUGUUGGGCAGUCAAGCUGCUUGAGUUGUCCUAUUGGCUACUAUUGUCCAAUAAAAUCAAGCGACAUGCAACCCUGUCCUACAGGAACAUUUCAGCCAUCUACUGGUGCUGCCUCUGUUCAAGCUUGUUUGAAAUGUCUCAAUGGCACGUUCAAUCCUUACAUUGGACAACCAAGCUGUCGUACUUGUUCUAGUGGGUACUAUUGUCCAGCUGGCGCAAGCACCAAAGGUCAUGUCCCACCGGAACCUAUCAACCCAUUGAAGCCGAACUGCUUCACUUGUCCUGUUGGAUACUACUGUACAGCUGGGUCAAGCACUACACAAUCUUGCCCUACAGGAACUUAUCAACCAAUUAUGGGUGCCAUGACGGUUCAAGCCUGUUUGACCUGUCCUGUUGGCACUUAUAAUCCAUAUACUGGGCAGUCAAGCUGUUUCAGUUGCCCAGCAGGCUAUUAUUGUGAUGCAAUCGGUGCAAGCAACAUUGAAUCGUGCCCUUCUGGGACUUAUCAACCAAUCACGGGUGCUGACUCAGUUCAUUACUGUUUGAAUUGUCCAAACGGCACCUACAAUACAUACAGUGGACAAUCGAGCUGUAACAACUGCCCUAGUGACAGUUAUAUUUAUUGUGCAACUGGGACAAAUGUAUCAGUACCAUGCCCUUCAGGAACCUACUUCGGCUCCGUCGGCAAUGGAUCGAUGCCAGUUUGUUUGUUAUGUCCUGCUGGCACUUUCAAUCCAUCAUCAGGACAAACGAGCUGUUCGAUGUGUCCUAUUGGCUAUUGUUGCGAUGUUGUUGGAGCAAGCAGUUCUUAA